AUGUUGGUAUUUAUAUGUUUGCUCCUAGCUAAUAUUUUAGGUAUAAAAAGUAUAGAGGUAGCUACAAAAUUGCCUCCAAAAGUUCACAAUGUUAUAAGCAAAGCGAACAUCGGCGAACUCAAAGUUCUUCUUAAUGGUUCUAGAAGAAUUCUUAAUGGUGAUGAAGUUAGGAACAAUAGGCCUUACAUGGUAUAUUUGAAACUACCGUCAAAUAAUCCCAGGUACAAAGAUUACCGUCGUUGGGUCUGUGGGGGAGUUAUAAUACAUGACGAGUAUAUCUUGACGUCAGCGGCUUGUAUAGAAGACGCAAAACAUUUUUAUGUCGUUUCGGGGACGUAUAGGUACAGUGAAGAAGACGAUCGAUACAGCAAUCCCUGUAUAAAAAAUGGCGCUAAAAAAGCUGUCUGGAAGUGUGUUCCACGAAACUACGUAUUCGAUGGCCACGAAAACGAUAACAUCCGUUGGAUGAACAACGACAUAGCGAUAGUUAAAGUAGAAGAUGAUUUCGACUUCAACCGUCGCGUGAGGGGCUGUGAUUUUGUCCCCAAACCCAUCUGCUAUAAUAACCAGACGAGUCGGCUUGAGGAACCAGGGAAUAUAGCUUCCAUAGCUGGAUGGGGCAGCACCGAUAAGUAUAAUAACUGGGUAAACAAACGGAGCGGUGUAACUCAAGACCUCUUGGAGACAAACGUGAUUAUUGUCUCCAAAGCACGAUGUAAGCAUCGCUGGGGGGCACGCUACCACAAUAUUAUCGAUAACUACAUGAUCUGCACAAAAGACACCAUACCGGAGCUGAGCGAGGCUUGUCUGGAGAAAUACACCGACUGCACGGAUAUAAUGUAUUCAGGUGAAUUCGCGUCUGGAGAAGGAAGACGAGUGAACCCGAACGAAACCCUUGUUCACAGCGCACACCACGUGUCUGGGAGACGUCAGAAAGCUGGCAGUGGAGGCUUUUGUGAAAACGACCAUGGAGGCCCUCUCGUAUAUGGGUCGGGAGCUAACGCAGUUGUCAUAGGAGUCAUAUCAGCUUGCCUCGUGAAGGAAAGGACCAAUAAAUGCCAUGGGCCAUUUCUUUACACCAGCGUCUUCAAAAACAGGAUUCUUAUCAAUUGCGCUAUUUACAAGGAUGUGAGGGGCGAUUGUUCUAAACUGUUUCGAACAAGCGAAACUCACAUAGAAGAAGACAUAAGUUGGGUUGACCAUCCCGAUGGGCCAGCUAAGAAUGAAAUAACAAAAAUGAGACGCAACAAAGAUGCCCAGAGUAACACAACAGAUGACAUAAGGGCUAUUAAAACGACACCGCGUGACAGUAUAAUGCGACACGGUGGAGUUGUUUUGAGAGCUUCAGAAGACCAAGGCCGUAAUGAGAAUAGGACGAUUUAA
Leptosia nina is the source of this 1383-nucleotide messenger RNA. Lineage: Eukaryota; Metazoa; Arthropoda; Insecta; Lepidoptera; Pieridae. The record is from the annotation of a GenBank genome assembly.